Messenger RNA from Sebastes umbrosus (honeycomb rockfish), 1379 nucleotides. RefSeq names its product putative E3 ubiquitin-protein ligase UBR7. NCBI's taxonomy places the organism in Eukaryota, Metazoa, Chordata, Actinopteri, Perciformes, Sebastidae. The coding region runs from base 147 to 1379 and encodes 410 amino acids. The record is from RefSeq and is a predicted model, not a curated record. The transcript has 12 exons. Gene Ontology annotation, molecular function: ubiquitin protein ligase activity; zinc ion binding. Gene Ontology annotation, cellular component: cytoplasm.
AAUACUUCGAAGAUACCAAUACGUAAAAAAUCACCAUGACGACUUGAAAACAAAAACAAAUAUUUCUAAAAUACACGACAGCAGAGACGCUGUUAAAGAGGCUGGAAGGAGGAAACACCACCGACUUUAUCCACCACUAGGACAGGAUGGCAGCAAGUCAAGAAGAACCAUCAGACAUUGACGAUAUCUUCUCCAACCAGGAGGAGCUGGAGAAGGCUCUGUGUGUGCUGGCUGGAAGCGACCCAGAGAACUGCUCUUAUUCUCGGGGCUAUGUGAAGAGACAGGCUGUGUUUGCCUGCAACACCUGCACCCCCACUGCUGCAGAGCCUGCAGGGCUUUGUCUGGCCUGUGCCAAUAAAUGCCACGAUGGACAUGACAUCUUUGAACUGUACACCAAAAGAAAUUUUUGCUGUGACUGCGGAAAUGGCAAGUUUGGGGAGUUCGAGUGCCAGUUAAUUCCUGCCAAAGAUGAGGAAAACAUUAGGAACCACUACAAUCACAACUUCAAGGGCUGCUACUGCACGUGCGACCGGCCGUACCCAGACACAGACAAUCAGGCCAACGACGAUGAGAUGAUUCAGUGUGUCAUCUGCGAGGACUGGUUUCAUAGCAGGCACCUGGGCUGCUCUACAGUGGAUCCUGAGGAGCUGCAAGAGAUGACAUGUGAGGCCUGCAUGAACAAGGUUCCCGUCUUGUGGACGUAUGCUGCUCACUUUGCAGCACCACCUGUGAUCAGCGUCAGUCAUCCUGAGGAGGAGGAGGAGGAGGAGGAAGAAGUCGACGUCGAGGACGGAGCAGAAAAGCGAAAAGCUUCUGAGCCCAGUCGAAGUGGGGCUGACGAUGAGCCGUCCACCAGUGCUGCUGAAAACACAAAGCAGGAGGAAGCUGCAAGCAGGAGCUCCCGUUGCAAACGCACCCACGAGAUGAUGACAGGCAACCCUGCAAAGGCCACGACCAAGACUGCUGUGUGCAGGCUGAAGGAGCUGCAGGCCAAGGGGCCGGAGAGGCCGAGACAGGGAGCCGUGUUCUGGCCUUACAGCUGGCGCUCCGAGCUCUGCACCUGCAUGAGCUGCAAGAGGGUCUACGUGGCUGCCGAGGUGCAGUUUCUUAUGGAUCAGUCGGACACCAUUCUGGCCUAUGAGAACAAAGGCUUGGAUGAGCCGUUUGGGCAGCACCCUCUGAUGGCACUGACGAGCUCGAUGGACCGCGUACAGCAGCUGGAGGUCAUUUACGGUUUCAACGAGCUGACGACUUCGAUGACAGCGUUUUUAGACCAGUGUGCUGCUGAAGGAAAGACGGUCACAGUCGAAGCUGUACAUCAGUUCUUUGAGGAGCUGCGGGCCAGAAAACGGCGAAGGACCAACGCAGGAUACCAGUAA